This is a messenger RNA of Neogale vison (American mink), 1323 nucleotides long. RefSeq names its product EF-hand calcium binding domain 3 (gene EFCAB3). Gene Ontology annotation, molecular function: calcium ion binding. Bases 13 to 1323 code for a protein of 436 amino acids. Lineage: Eukaryota; Metazoa; Chordata; Mammalia; Carnivora; Mustelidae. The transcript has 9 exons. The record is from RefSeq and is a predicted model, not a curated record.
GUUAUUGGCCCCAUGGCAGUUUCUGACAUUAAAGCAAAACUUAAGCUGAAUCCUCUAACUAAAGUACCCAGCUCCCGUGGCAAGAGGGAUAAAUAUUUACCAGGAUAUCUCCCCUGCCAAAGCAAAGAAAAGACGCUGAAUGCUUCACAAAUGCAAGCCUUCCAAGAUGCCUACAACUUCUUUAACAAGGAUAAAACUGGCUGUAUUGAUUUACAUGGAAUGAUGUGCACUUUAGCUAAGCUGGGAAUGAAUCUAACCAAGCAUGAUGUCUAUAAUGAAUUAAGAUGUGCUGAUAUUGAUCAAGACGGGAAGGUGAAUUUCUCGGACUUUAUAAAAGUCCUAACAGAUAAGAACCGCUUCCUGAAAGCUGUGGUUCCAGAAAAGGAGAAAUGUUUAGAUUUAGCCGGCAACCCAGGGAUCCUGUUGUUUGAAAUCCUAUCAAAGCUUGUAGAGACUUCAGCUUUACCCAGAAGGGCUAUAAUGGAAAUAGUAAGCUAUUUCCAAAGAAAAUUCCAGGAUUCCACAUUGGGAAUGCCGUGGAGUCCCUACACUGUCGGUUAUGGGAAAAGAAGAUUGAAGCCAGACAUCUGCACACCUCCAGCCUCAAGCACAGCUGCCUUUGCUAAUGCUGCCCGGAUCUCAAUAAUGAAAGAAAAGGAUUUACUUAAAUUGCUUGAAGAGAUCAAGAGGUACAGUCCUCCUUCAGAUAGCCCAUAUUCCAAAAUACCCAUCUUUCCCUUGUUUCCUAAUGUGGAUGGGGUGGUGAUGGGAAAGCCAUUCAAAGACAUACAGAAAUUAGAAAUGCUAAGGAGAAGGGAGCCUCUGGAUUUCUUUGAGAACUAUUUUUUCCAUAAAAGAGACUGGAAGACACAGGCAGCAAAUAUAAAGCCUUUCGACCCAGUCUCAGGCUACCCAAAUGACAUCCUCGCCAUUGACCAACUACUCAAGAAGAAGCAGAACUGGACCGUGACCGACGCAGCCGCCAUUAAACAGCAUGUGAAGAGGGCUACAGAGGCCUAUAACUUGGGAAUUGCCCUUGAGCACCGGAAAGACAUGCUAAACCUCUGGCGGAAGAUCCGAGGAGAUCUGAUUGGAAUAGACACUAAAAAUGAGGCCUUUUAUGACACCUUUUCUACCUAUACAUGGUCCUGGAAUGUUUGCCAGGAAUUACUUUCGCCGAAGGACUUAAGGUUAUAUGAUGCCUACAUGAAUAGGAACACCUUCCACAACUCUGUAUCCUCUUCUUCCUCGGAUAUCAGUGAAUGUGACAUAGAGAUAGGAAGAAAAAGAAAACGGAAAGGUUCCAGAGGGUUCCGACAAUGA